CACAACAUUAAGCACUCUUCAUCCCUCUCUCUCCCGCCUCCGCCCUCACACUCCAAUCCGCAAUGUCCGAGCUACGCCAACGAAGCACCAAGAAAGAAGAAGAAGAAGCCAAAUCGUCGCCGUCCCUGUCGCCAGCGGCGCGGGCGCGCGCCGAAGACAACGCCAUCACCCUGCUGGAUCUCUGCCGCGGCCUCGUCUUCCUACUUCUGCUAUGCGGCGCAACGUCCUACAUCGUGACGCGCGAGAGUUUUAUCUGGAAUAUCAAGCGGCCGGGAUGGACACGGCCGGCUGCGAUCCGGGCUUGGAUUAACGGGCCCCAGCUAUACACAGACGCAGACCUAAAAGCCUACGAUGGGACCGAUCCCACGAAACCCAUCCUUCUCGCCAUCAACGGCACCGUCUACGACGUGACUUUGGGCAGCCGCCACUACGGUCCAGGAGGCAGUUAUCAUUUCUUCGCCGGCGCCGACGCCUCGCGAGGUUUCGUCUCUGGCUGUUUCAAAGAGGAUAUAACUCCCGACCUCCGCGGUCUCGAACAAAUGUUCCUCCCCCUCGACGACCCAGAGAUCGACUCCUUGUAUACGGCCCGUGAGCUGAAGAUUCUGCGCGAGCAGGAGAAGAGGAAAGCGAGGGAGGAAGUGCAUAAAGCGCUCAAGGGCUGGGUUGAUUUCUUUGAGAAGUCGAGUAAAUACCCAAGGGUGGGCCGUGUAAAGAGGGAGCCUGGGUGGGAGGAGAAGAAUCCAGUGCCGAAGCUUUGUGAGGCGGCGCAGGCGAGGAGGAAGAGGAGGGAUCCUCCUAAGGCGGAGGAGGAGAAAAAGGGGGAGUAG
Molecule: messenger RNA, 827 nt
Organism: Amorphotheca resinae ATCC 22711
Lineage: Eukaryota; Fungi; Ascomycota; Leotiomycetes; Helotiales; Amorphothecaceae
Exons: 3
Coding region: 63-827 (254 amino acids)
Cellular component (GO): membrane; endomembrane system
Source: RefSeq, a predicted model, not a curated record